AGAAGACCCUUGUCUCAGCUUUUUCUAAGAAGAGAGAGAGAGAGAAAAGAGAAGAAAAGCAAGCAAAGCUAUAGAGAAUUAGAGGAACAUACACUUGGGUACAGAUGAAUUAAGGGGAGGACUAGAGGAGAGAGAAACAAGGGGAUAUGGGUCGACCGCCCUGCUGUGAUAAAUUAGGAGUGAAGAAAGGGCCAUGGACUCCUGAAGAAGAUAUAAUGUUAGUCUCAUAUGUUCAAGAACAUGGUCCUGGGAAUUGGAGAGCUGUUCCUACCAAUACAGGGUUGCGUAGAUGCAGUAAGAGUUGCAGGCUUAGAUGGACUAAUUAUCUCAGGCCGGGGAUUAAAAGGGGUAACUUCACAGAUCAUGAAGAGAAAAUGAUAAUCCAGCUUCAAGCCCUUCUGGGAAACAAAUGGGCUGCAAUAGCUUCUUACCUACCGGAGAGAACAGACAAUGACAUUAAAAACUAUUGGAAUACCCACUUGAAGAGGAAGCUCAGGAAGCUUCAAACAGGUUCUGAUGGUCACUCUACAGAAGGAUUUUCAUCUUCACACUCAAUCUCCAGAGGUCAGUGGGAGAGGAGGCUUCAAACUGAUAUUCACAUGGCCAAACAAGCCCUAAAUGAUGCUCUGACACUAGAGAAACCAAGUCUUGUAACUGAAUUGAAGCCAUCUAAUGGUUUUUAUUCUUACACUAAACCAAACCAACCAUGUUCUUCCUAUGCAUCAAGCACUGAGAACAUUGCUAGAUUGCUCAAAGGAUGGAUUAAACCUAAGGCUGAGCAAAUAACAUCUUCAAGUGAAGGGACACCAAGUGUUGAAAGCAAAAGUACUGGGAUUGAUUUAUCUGAGGCAUUUGAAUCACUCUUUGGUUUUGAGUCUUUUGACUCAUCAAAUUCUGAUUUGUCUCAGUCUACUUCUCCUGAGGCUAGUCUCUUCCAGGAUGAGAGCAAACCAGAUCACAGUGCCCUAGGCCCAUUUUCAAUGCUUGAGGAUUGGUUGCUUGAUGAGAGUGCAGUUCAUGGAAAAGAAGAUUUAAAUGACUUCUCAUUUGAUGAUACUACAAGUUUGUUUUAGAGGGAUUAUUAUUGUUAUUGAGCUUUUCUGAUUGGUUCAUCUUUUGUAUCACUUUUGUUCCAGGCCUUGACAUAACUGUUUUUCUGUUCCAUGGCCUGAUAGGAAUUAAUUUGUGGUCUCUUUAUUGCUUAAACAGUGUAAAUCACAUUGUUAGGCUAAUUAUGAAGUAAAUGAGAAUAAAUUCAUGCUCUCAUCUCCUUAUUUUCCUUUCUUUUUGUC
Molecule: messenger RNA, 1292 nt
Organism: Ilex paraguariensis (yerba mate)
Lineage: Eukaryota; Viridiplantae; Streptophyta; Magnoliopsida; Aquifoliales; Aquifoliaceae
Source: the annotation of a GenBank genome assembly